Molecule: messenger RNA, 546 nt
Organism: Candidozyma auris
Lineage: Eukaryota; Fungi; Ascomycota; Pichiomycetes; Serinales; Metschnikowiaceae
Product: sterol transporter
Exons: 1
Coding region: 1-546 (181 amino acids)
Biological process (GO): intracellular sterol transport
Molecular function (GO): sterol binding
Source: RefSeq, a predicted model, not a curated record
AUGGUUGCUAUACAUCGGUUGGCCGUGGCUGGCUUGGCUGCCUCUGCGCAGGCGCUCUCGUUGAUUCCUUCAAUUGCAAACAUCUUCGAUUCGUCUGUCCCCAAAAUCAUCCACACCUUCCCCGGUAACGACGACGAGAGACCUAUUCCUGGCAACAGCCCUAUCAUCCAGUGCGAUGCUCAGACGCCACAGUUGUUGGACUUGCAGAAGGUGGUGAUUGACCCUAACCCUCCAGAGAAGGGCAAGAACUUGACGUUUGUCGCUGAGGGGGUGUUGAAGCAGACUAUCACUGACGGCGCUUACGUCGAGGUGGACGUCAGGUACGGCUUUAUCAGGUUGAUCCACCAGACAUACGAUUUGUGUGAAGAGGUGCAUAAUGUGGACUUGGAGUGCCCCAUUAAGAAGGGCGCCCAGACCAUUUCUAAGAAGGUGGCAAUUCCUGAAGAGGUGCCUCCAGGGAAGUAUUUGGUGAUUGCCCGUGCUUACACCAAGGAGGAUGUGCUUAUUACGUGCUUAACUGCCCUGGUGGAGUUUCCCCCCAAUUGA